This is a messenger RNA of Coprinopsis cinerea okayama7#130, 1290 nucleotides long. RefSeq names its product protein-tyrosine phosphatase 2. Bases 1 to 1290 code for a protein of 429 amino acids. Gene Ontology annotation, molecular function: protein tyrosine phosphatase activity. Lineage: Eukaryota; Fungi; Basidiomycota; Agaricomycetes; Agaricales; Psathyrellaceae. Gene Ontology annotation, biological process: protein dephosphorylation. The transcript has a single exon. The record is from RefSeq and is a predicted model, not a curated record.
AUGUCCCCAAAGCCAUCUCCACCGCAAUGGAUACGAAAUGCGUACAAUCCAGCCUACCUUCGCAACGUUCUGGGCACCCUCGCACAACGCGAGAGUCGCCGCGAUGCAGCCCGCAGUGCUUCCCGACGUCAGGCAGUAGAAAGCGAUAGCAACGGUUCUCCGGGCUCUUCGAAAGCAAUAAAGGCUACUCCAGAACAGAUAGAGCACUAUUCUGUCAAGAUUGGAGCGGGCCAAGACAAUGAAUACCGCAAUCGAUAUCUCCAUCUCGAGCCAUACGAUCGAACGCGAGUCGUUCUGAGCGCCCAACCCAACUGCGGUGAUGGCUAUCUCAAUGCCAGCUGGGUUCUCGAGAAGCACGGAGGCAAAUGGUGGAUUGCUACCCAAGCCCCGCUCCCUCAUACAUCGCACUCGUUCCUCAGUGUCCUGUUACAGCCGGUCACGCGUCCUCCCCCUGCGCUUCUCGCACCAACGACAUCUGCCACCCCAUCUACCUCGCCCCAUCCGACAACCCGAGUUAGAACGGUCGUUCAGCUUACCCAGAAUGUCGAAAGUGGACGAAGGAAAGCUCACGCUUACUUUCCUAGCAAAGUAGGAAAGUCGAUGAUCGUACCUGCCGAAGAAGGGUCUGAAGCACUUGGUGUCAAAGCGACCCUCCUUCAUCAAGAAACGAUUCAAGAAGCUCAUUGUUUACGAAGUACCAUAGCCGUUGUACCCGUCAAGAACCCACCACCCGUCAACACUUCGACAUAUGAGAGCGUGGAAUUCGACGAUGAGGGUGGGAAGGAGGAUAAAUUUGGAGAGGUGCAUGAUCAAAGGGUUAUCUUUACCCAUUUGCUCUACACUUCAUGGCCUGAUCACGGCGUACCCGAGGAAGAAGACCGGGCUAGCUUGGUCGAAUUUAUUCGCCUUGCAGACCGUCUAAACCGCGAUGUUUCCCUGGCGUCUUACCCACCAACUUCAUCGUCGACAUCCGCUUCCAAUGAAGGCGAUCUCGAUCCUGAUCCCCCUAUCAUCGUCGGUUGUUCGGCUGGCGUUGGAAGGACAGGCUCUUUCAUCGCGCUUUCGUCCCUCAUGCGUCACUUGGGUGACCUUCCUCCAGCUAAUUCGCCGACUCCUUCGUCAGUUCUCCCUCCCUCUCCCCUUGGCCCGUUACCGGAACAGAUGUCAGAGGACUGUGUAGCACAAGAGAUCGACGGGCUGAGAGAACAACGUCAGAGGAUGGUGGAUAGACCAGAACAGGUGGUACUCAUCUAUGAGGUACUUUUGAAAGACGUGUUUGAGGCAUCUUAA